GCUCGGAGUUGUCAUUUCGAGCCAGCCAGUGAUUCUCGCCGUUUCACAGUCAAUUCCGGUCUCACAAAUAUUGACACUUUGUAAACUUGAGUGACUGAAAAGCGAACGUUUUGAAUUGUCCGCUCAUCAUGGCGUUUAUGUCCGAAUUCUUUGCCAUUGUGGUUGCCGUUUUAUCGAUGAGGGCCCUCUCUGAGUCAGAUUUCUGCCCCUCUCGGUCCCCUGUCGAAUGCUCUUGCCCGCUAGAGUGGCAAUUGUGGGGGAGCGCGUGUUAUCGCCUCACUCCUUCAAAACGCACCUGGGAUGGCGCCAAGACAGCUUGCCAAGAUAUGGGAGGCAAGAUGGCCGCUCCUCGCUCGCUCGAGGAAAUGAACUUCAUGGCGGAACUGGCACGAAAGGUGGACAGUAACUACUACGCCUGGAUUGCUUGCAAUGACACAGAAGUUGAAGGAACUUGGGAGUGUGACGGUCAGGAAGGAGGCGAGCCCUUCUUGGUAUGGGAUAAUGGGCAACCUGAUGAUGGGGGUACACACGGCAAUCAAGAUUGUGUUGUAAUAGCCGAACAACACAAUCACAUGAUGGAUGAUGGUCACUGUGAUGGUUCAAACAGGGCUUUUUGUGUUCGUCAGGCAGCUUGCACUCAUCUCCCAACCCAACCCCGUCAAUACUGCCUCUCUACCGACACCAACGGCCGCAUCCUCGUCUCAACCUGCCUCCUCGACCACAGCAUCCGGGAGUUUAUCACCGAGGGCGUGGUCGCCUGUGGCUCAGCCUGCGCCGAAGAGUCCGGAUGUCGCUCCUUCAACAUCAAGAAAACCGAAGGAGGGAGGAAGAUAUGCCAGCUGAACAACAGCACAAGCUCCGAAGAUAAGGACAAGUUUCAGAAGACCGAUUACUUCUGUAUGUACUCAGAAGUGUGUAUCGGCUAGUCAUGACAACUUUGGAACAAUUUCAAAGAUGCACUCUACAAACUUGUGAAUUCGGAUUUGGUUCCUAGAUGAUUAAAACCUUCGUGAGACAUUUGCUCUUAAUAUUUACAUCGCGUAGCAACUAUUUCAUGUUUCGUUCGUUCUGAAGAGAGAAAAAACAGCUUCUGAUGUACUUUGAAGUAAAAAAUAUACUUGUAAAUAUUUAGCUCUUUUUGCGAACAAGAAAAUGAUUGGAAUGAAAACAUUUUGAACUGAUGAAAAUCGUUGGAUUUUUUUUCCCAACAGAUUGCAUAACAGUUUUCAAACGCUAAUGCAUUGUACAUUCGCAAGUAGCUCUAGUUUUUGCAAUGUUGGCAUUUGUCAAAACAGCAAAAACAAAUAUUGCGUUAGAUCAAUUGUAUCGUUGAUUUAAUGUUUCUUAAAUUAUUACCAUCGUCAUUUUCUUUACUUACAAAUAAAGAGUUGGUUUUAAUCACUCACGUGUAUUAUAUAACAGUCCUUUCAAUAAUGGUUUUGAAAACUGGAUUUUAUCGCUUUGGAAACAAAUUACAAUUUCUCAAGUUGGUCGAUAUGUACAAAUCACGUUUUUUGAAAAUUUGAAAUCGUUGGCAUGAUAACAUGAAUACAAUUAAUUCAUUAGAUUUUACAU
Molecule: messenger RNA, 1575 nt
Organism: Patiria miniata (bat star)
Lineage: Eukaryota; Metazoa; Echinodermata; Asteroidea; Valvatida; Asterinidae
Product: lactose-binding lectin l-2-like
Exons: 1
Coding region: 129-926 (265 amino acids)
Source: RefSeq, a predicted model, not a curated record